Erythranthe guttata (spotted monkey flower) is the source of this 1092-nucleotide messenger RNA. Its product is annotated as oxaloacetate tautomerase FAHD1, mitochondrial. Gene Ontology annotation, cellular component: mitochondrion. The record is from RefSeq and is a predicted model, not a curated record. NCBI's taxonomy places the organism in Eukaryota, Viridiplantae, Streptophyta, Magnoliopsida, Lamiales, Phrymaceae. Gene Ontology annotation, molecular function: acetylpyruvate hydrolase activity.
AUGUACAAGUAGUAGGGCGAGCAGUACAACACUAAUUGGCUAUGUGUAAACCUAUACAUACUAAAUGGUGGCAUCCAUGGCUGCUUCGAUCCUCAGAUUGUCGCCACCGUACUGUAACACGCUCUUCGCCGGCGAUAAAUUCAUUAGAGCAAUUCCAAAUCUCCGGAGGAUGACCACGUCAGCAUCGGCGUACAAGAAGCUUCUGACUGUAGGAACCAAAAUCAUCGCCGUCGGCCGCAACUACGCCGCGCACGCGAAGGAACUCGGAAACGCCGUGCCUAAGGAGCCGGUGCUGUUUCUGAAGCCGACGUCGUCGUAUUUGGAGGAUGGGGGUAAAAUUCAGGUGCCGGAGCCGCUAGAGGCGCUGGAUCACGAGGUUGAGCUGGCGGUGGUCAUCGGUCAACGCGCUCGUGACGUGCCUGAGGCUAACGCCAUGGACUACGUUGGAGGGUAUGCUCUUGCUUUGGAUAUGACUGCAAGGGAGAUCCAAUCUACUGCCAAGUCUGCAGGUCUUCCAUGGUCUGUAGCUAAAGGCCAAGAUACCUUCACACCAAUCAGCUCCAUUGUACCAACAUCUAUGUUACCAGACCCUCACAAUGUAGAACUGUGGUUAAAGGUCGAUGGAGAAUUACGUCAGAAAGGAUCAACUAGUGAUAUGAUAUUUAAGAUCCCGUUCUUGAUUAGCCACAUCAGUUCUAUGUUUACCCUUCUUGAGGGUGAUGUCAUUCUUACAGGGACUCCUAAAGGUGUGGGCCCCGUUAAGAUAGGUCAAAAAAUCGAAGCGGGAAUAACAGGCUUAUUUGAUAUGCACUUUGAUGUUGAAAGACGCCAUAGAAUUAAGCAUUGAGAUAAGCACAUCCAUCUUUAUAUUAAUUCCGGGCUUAUUUUUAAUUUCCUCUGUUGUUUCUGUAAAAAAAUUGAGUUUUACAGAUUGAAGGUAAUAAAGAAUGUGUAAUGGGUUUGAACAACCCAGUGUGAUGAAAGCAUGUUUCGUCUUCUUCUCAUAGAUUGAAAUACGAAAACUCGGAGGGAGUGUCACAUAUAACACCUACGCGUGCGAAUCAGAAUCGAACUUUCGAUUUAUACCGAUUU